Penicillium hordei is the source of this 1479-nucleotide messenger RNA. RefSeq lists its product as uncharacterized. The record is from RefSeq and is a predicted model, not a curated record. The coding region runs from base 1 to 1479 and encodes 492 amino acids. NCBI's taxonomy places the organism in Eukaryota, Fungi, Ascomycota, Eurotiomycetes, Eurotiales, Aspergillaceae. The transcript is spliced from 2 exons.
AUGAAUAUCCUAGAAAGGUUCAAGUCACAGAAGGUGCCGCCGGCAACUGUACCAACAGAUACGGUCGUUCCCAUCUAUGAAAUUGACUAUUUGUCCCACAAAACCAUGGAGUUGAUAAUGAGAUUUGAUGAUGUUCUCGACCCAGCCAAGCUUCAGCAAUCUCUCAGACGGCUGUUGGAAAUCGGAAACUGGAGGAAGCUCGGAGCGCGCGUACGUGUCAAGGGAGACCCCGCUGAAAAUAAGUACGAAUAUCAUAUACCAGAGCAGUACGAUGAUGUGCGCCAGGGCUUCAUAUACCGAGUGUCGAAACACAGCGGUAGCAUCAACAGUCACCCCACUGCCGCUCGACUGCCCGGACACAAAAAUGGAACUGCAACCAGCUCUUCGCAAGACUUCGGUGAAUUGGGCCUACAGCCUGGAGACCCCAGACAUCUCGUCGACUGGGCGUAUACUGAUCUCCCACAACUGUUCUUCCACCACAUCGCUUUUACCGAUGCCACCGUGAUUUUCAUGACAUAUCCGCAUAGUAUGAUGGACGCCAUGGGCCACAGCACCUUUCUCCGUGCUUGGAUGGCUGUCCUCCAUGGGCGAGAGCAUGAGGUUCCCGAGUUAAGUAGCUUGGAAGACCAUCGACGCCCCUUGGCCGAAAGGACCCCUGCUAAGAAUUAUCUCCUGUAUGAUAAUUUGCUGAGUAGACUCGGACUCAUGCUAUUUCUGUUCAACCGCUUCAUUGAGGAUAUAUGGGCUACAAAGGAAGAAAGAAUUGUUUGCGUCCCUGGGGAGUUUGUUCGGGAGUUAAGAGCCCAAACACUCGACGAGCUUGACCCGAGCAAAGAGAAGCAAUUCCUGAGUGAGAAUGAUGUGAUUCUUGCAUGGUUCACUCGGACCAUUCUUUCUGCUGCCAAGACGUCGGGGAAACGAUCGCUCAUUCUGAUGAACUGGUUUGACAUUCGCUCGACUGUCCUUCCACCCAAAGUCGGACAUAUCUUCAAUGCAGUCAUUCCCGCGCACACAAUGGUACCCAUUUCGGAAGUGCUAAAACAGCCACUGGCAUUCCUCGCAACUCAGAUCCGCCACUCACUGGCUCAACAACGAGCCCCUGAGCAGAUAGAGGCCUGGUAUUCAAUGGUGGCAGCCAGGCUAAAGCAAGGCCUAUUCCCGUUGGUUGGAACUUCGAACGGGUUCACAACAACUUACUCCAGUUGGCAUACAUCGGGACUGUUCCGUCUUGAUCUCUCGCCUGCAGUUACGCAACAGGGUCUUCCUCUAGAUCAGAGGACCAACAAAAUCGGUUACCCAUCCUGUGUGUUUUCUCCCAAUUGUUUUUCCAUGCUUAGACUGAGAAAUGCGGGAUGCUGUCUCGGCAAAGACGAAGAAGGAAAUUGGUGGUUUCAGUGGCUUCUUCGCAAGCGAGAGUGGAAGAAGAUUGAAGAAUAUCUUAGUCAAGCUGACGAGGACACUUCGAAGACAUCCCUCUAG